Messenger RNA from Lampris incognitus (smalleye Pacific opah), 1671 nucleotides. It is a transcript of the gene chrna9a, whose product is annotated as cholinergic receptor, nicotinic, alpha 9a. The record is from RefSeq and is a predicted model, not a curated record. The coding region runs from base 1 to 1671 and encodes 556 amino acids. Gene Ontology annotation, biological process: signal transduction; monoatomic ion transmembrane transport; regulation of membrane potential. The transcript is spliced from 7 exons. Gene Ontology annotation, molecular function: acetylcholine-gated monoatomic cation-selective channel activity; transmembrane signaling receptor activity. Lineage: Eukaryota; Metazoa; Chordata; Actinopteri; Lampriformes; Lampridae. Gene Ontology annotation, cellular component: synapse; neuron projection; postsynaptic membrane.
AUGAGGACGGCCGCGCUGAUGGUUUGGAUCAGCUUGUUGGUACAAGUAUCUCAUGGUGCCCAGGGUCACUAUGCACAGAAACUUCUGAAUGACCUAAUGGAGAACUACUCCAGUGCACUGAGACCUGUAGAGGACACAGACAAGGCCCUCAACGUUACCCUGCAGGUCACCCUGUCCCAGAUUAAAGACAUGGAUGAGAGGAACCAGGUCUUGACCACCUACUUGUGGAUCAGGCAAAUCUGGCACGAUGCCUACUUGAAGUGGGACAAGGAGGACUAUGACGGCCUGGAGGUGAUACGCAUUCCCAGCGACCUAGUCUGGAGGCCAGACAUUGUACUCUACAACAAAGCAGAUGAUGAGUCGUCGGGGCCCGCUGACACAAAUGUGGUGCUGCGCUACAAUGGGGAGAUCAUCUGGGACUCUCCAGCCAUCACCAAGAGCUCCUGUGUGGUGGAUGUCUCCUACUUCCCCUUUGACUGGCAGCAGUGCAACCUAACCUUUGGCUCCUGGACCUACAAUGGCAACCAGGUGGACAUUACCAUGGGGAUGAACAGUGGUGACCUGUCAGACUUUGUGGAGAACGUGGAGUGGGAGUGCCAUGGCAUGCCGGCAGUUAAAAACGUCAUCAUGUACGGCUGCUGCUCCGACCCUUAUCCCGACAUCACCUACACCCUGCACCUUAAGCGCCGCUCCUCCUUCUACAUCUUCAACCUCCUACUCCCCUGCUUCCUCAUCUCGUUUCUGGCCCCGCUGGGCUUCUACCUGCCGGCCGACUCAGGGGAGAAGGUUUCUCUGGGGGUCACCGUGUUGUUGGCCCUCACGGUUUUCCAGCUCAUGGUGGCUGAGAGCAUGCCACCGUCUGAGAAUGUGCCCUACAUAGGAAAGUACUACAUAGCAACCAUGACAAUGAUCACCGCCUCCACAUCUCUCACAAUCUUCAUCAUGAACAUCCACUUCUGUGGCGCUGAGGCCAAGCCAGUCCCUCAUUGGGCCAAGGUCCUUAUCAUAGAUUACAUGUCAAAGAUCUUAUUCGUCUAUGAGGUGGGGGAGAACUGCACCACACCGGAGAGCGAGAGAACCCCACUCUACUCCGAGGAACCCAUGGGCGAGAAGAGCUGUUACCACGGCGAUCGUUUCCACGACAGCCUCUACCAUCACGACACGGACCCCCACCAGUACAGCAACGGCCACGCGCCGCACCGCCACGGCAAGCGGCAACAGAACCACAGCAACCUCCGCCAGGCGAACGGCCACGUCAACAACGGCAGCCACCACUUCAACAACCACAACAACCACACGUCGGGAGUGGGGAGGGCCGAGGGAAAGAGGGAGCCCCCGCGGCACUACCACCGCAUCCAGCGGGAGGAGCUGGACUUCCAGGCACCUCCUCUGGAAAACCUCCAGCACCUGAACGGGGUGCUGAAGGACCAGCUGCUGUUCCCCCCCGAGAAACGGAUCGCAGCUUGCCCCUGCAGCUGCUCCUGCCCGCAACACAAACAGGUUGUGAGGAACAUCCAGUUCAUUGCCAACUGUUUCCGUGAGCAGAGAGCUACUUGCGCCAAGGGAGCGGAGUGGAAGAAGGUUGCCAAGGUGAUGGACAGGUUUUUCAUGUGGAUCUUCUUCAUCAUGGUUUUCCUUAUGAGCAUCCUCAUCAUCGCCAAGGCAUCUUAA